AUGGACUUUUUGGUGGAAAUGGAUGAUGAAUUGGACUAUAAUGAAAGUGAAUCACCAGUUGCUGUAAAACGUACCAGUAAUAAUCCUGCUGGCGAUUCAAGAGCAACACAAAUGCAUCUUAAAUCAUACUAUUCAAGUGAAAAAUCUCGACAUAAUGUAAUUUCACCGCGGGAAGAAGGUGAGGCUUACUCAGACGAUGAAAACGAUUCUACAGUUCCAGUCGAAUCAAAACGGGAAUAUACUAACAGGCCAAUUAGUCAUUUUGAUAAGGAAGAAGGUGAAGCAUCUAGUGAAGAGGAUCGUCGUUAUGAUCAUCAUGAUGCAAGACGUGGAAAAUCUAAUUCCAAUCGACAACACAGUUCAGCGCUUGGUGCUUUAACAUUUGAGGAGAGUCAAUAUCGUAAUCGUUUGCAUGAACGAUAUGAACGACGAGAACGUGAAAGAAAGCGAUUACGUGAUGAUGCUGAUUCAGAGUCAAUACAUCAUGGACGUCCAGCGUACUUAAAUGAAGAGUCUAAUUCCAGCAGUGGGGGAGAGGAUGUUAAUUUAAAUGUUAACAUGGAGAACUCCGAAGUUAGUAGAAAACAUCAAUCUACCAAACCACAGGAUCUAAAACAGAAGAAAGUAGAUCGUACAAUUAUGUCUACAGUUCAUCAAACAUUAGAUAAGUCUCCUCCUCAAGAUAAUCGCCACUAUAAAGUACUGCAGAAAGAACGUGAAGAAUACACUUCAAGGUAUACUCAAAGUCAGACAGGCUUCUCUAAAUAUGAUACUACUAUUUCAUCUAGUCAGUCAAUAUCUGUUACAAUGUCUGAUAGGAUUGUCACUGGAUCAGAAGGCCUCUAUCCAAAUGAGUUAAAUCGUUCUCCUGUGGAGGUGAUACGAAAGUCAAAAUCAAAGAAAUCAAAACGAGAGCGUAAAGAGAAAGAGUCAUCAAAAAGCAGAGGUGGUGAGGUUACAAUAAAGAAUAAGAAAGGAAGUAAACAAAGAAAAGUACAAUCAGCGAAUGAAUUAGACUACAGUGCAUGGGAGUUAGGUCAAAAGUAUACAAAGGUUCCAGACGCUUCAUUUCAAGAGAGACAUCCUCAACCUAUCCUGCACAGUCGAUCUGGUUCACUAGAUUCCAUAUCAUCUGCUUCUUCACAGUUGAGUAAAGUGUCUGAUUAUUCUGGUUGUUCUUCACAUUCAUCUCCAGUUUCACAUCGUAAAUCAGUAUCUACCAGUGCUCAACACCUUAAGCUUUCUUCUCAAUCUGCAUAUGAUCGUGAUACAGCAUAUAAUCAACAUCAUCAUAAAAAACGUUAUCACCGAGAGGCUAGAGAAACAGCUCCACCACCUGAAUCUACUCGGCAUUAUGUUGUUCCUAAUCAGAUAUCAGUUAAGAUUAAGCAUAAACGUAAAGGUGAUAAAAGGGAGACAUCGGAGAAUAACUAUGCGAUUAAUUUAGUAAAUAAACGUGAAAAAACAUCUCAAGAUGUUGAAAAUCAAGAUUUUCCAGUUGAAGAUGUAUAUAAACAUCAUAACAAAAGUAGAUUGUUAAAGAAUAUUGAAGUCGAACCUGUUAAGCAUAGAAAACAUUCAUCUAAAAGCUCAAAAUCAAAAGAUCGUCGAUCAGCAUCACAGAAGUUAUCAGUUUUAAAAAUUCAUGAAGACUAUGAACAGACUAAUCAUAAUCCUUAUAGAUCAGUUGCAAUGAAAUCUGAAGAUCAUGAACAAUAUUCAGAGGAAAGUGAAUUAGAUGCUGAUAAUACUGAUAAUAGAGAAGUAAAUACUAAUAUAAUGAACAAUAAAGCAAGUGUAAAAGUAAAAGAAACAAAUUCAUUAUUCCCCUCUGGAAGUAAAAUAAUCGAAGAAGAAAUAAAAAAUGCCAAUAGUUUCAAUAGACUUCCACUACCACCUCGUUAUCCUGGUUAUUCAGAAUCAUCAUCUGAAUGUGAUGAAAAUGAAAUGCCUGAUAAUGAAUUCAUGAAUAAUAAUGGUAUUAAUAAAAUAAUGAAUGAUGACGAUGAAGAUAAGUAUAAAGACUUCCGUGAUGAUGAUAAUGAUAGUGAGAAUAUCGUUAAUGAAGAUGAUAAUGAAAUCGAUUCUUUUCAGAAUAAACCUCCUGGAAAACCAUUUUAUUUUCCGUCUAUACAAGGUUGUAGAUCAGUUGAAGAGUUUGAAUGCCUUAAUCGUAUUGAAGAAGGCACCUAUGGGGUGGUAUAUCGAGCACGUGAUAAGAAGGUCAAUGAGAUUGUUGCAUUGAAACGCUUAAAAAUGGAAAAAGAGCGAGAUGGUUUCCCUAUUACAUCAUUACGUGAGAUCAAUAUGCUAAUGAAAGCUCAACAUGAGAAUAUUGUUACUGUACGUGAAGUGGUUGUUGGUAGUAAUAUGGAUAAGAUAUAUUUAGUUAUGGAUUAUGUAGAGCAUGAUUUGAAGUCAUUAAUGGAGAUUAUGAAUGGUCCAUUUAGUGUUGGUGAAGUGAAGUGUUUACUUGUACAGUUAUUGAGAGCAGUUGGUCAUCUACACGACAAUUGGAUAUUACAUCGAGAUUUAAAAACAUCAAAUCUUUUGUUAAGUCAUCAAGGAAUUUUAAAGGUGGGAGAUUUUGGAUUAGCUCGAGAAUAUGGUUCCCCACUUAAACACUAUACAGAAGUUGUUGUCACUUUGUGGUAUCGAGCACCUGAACUUCUUUUAGGUACAAAACAGUAUGCUUGUCCUAUUGAUCUUUGGUCUGUUGGUUGUAUUUUUGCUGAAUUCCUCCUUCAACGACCAUUAUUCCCCGGAAAAGGUGAAGUAGAUGAAUUGAAUAUCAUUUUUCGUGAUUUGGGUACACCAACAGAACGUAUAUGGCCGGGUGUAUCUCAGUUGCCUGGUAUUAAGAAGUGUGUUUUUACAGAGUACCCAUAUAAUCAAUUAAGACGGAGGUUUACUGAAAAACAAAUAUCUGACCAAGGCUUUGACUUGCUAAACAGUUUCCUCACAUACUGUCCAGAUAAGCGAAUUACCGCUGAAAAAGCUCUUGUCCACCCUUACUUCAACGAACGUCCUCGUGCUAUCCACCCAUCAAUGUUUCCAAGUUGGCCAGCAAAAUCUGAAGGUGGUGUCAAUGUGAGAAAAGCUUCACCUCGACCACCAGCUGGUGGGGGUGCUUUAGCGGCGGCGGCAGCUGCUGUAGCCGCAGCUGCGGCAGCAGUAUCAACAGCUACAUCAGGCGGUGGUAGUCGUAUGAGAUAUCAACCUCCGGCUCCACCUAUGGGCGGUCAAAGAUUCUACAGUAGUAUGGCUGAUUCACGCCCAGGUACGGCAAAUCGAGGUACAGCUGGCUCAGGCGAUGCUUAUACUACCAGCGGUGUGGACAAAGGUUUCCUACUGCGUUUUUGA
Heterobilharzia americana is the source of this 3363-nucleotide messenger RNA. NCBI's taxonomy places the organism in Eukaryota, Metazoa, Platyhelminthes, Trematoda, Strigeidida, Schistosomatidae. The record is from the annotation of a GenBank genome assembly.